Messenger RNA from Brassicogethes aeneus, 561 nucleotides. Lineage: Eukaryota; Metazoa; Arthropoda; Insecta; Coleoptera; Nitidulidae. The record is from the annotation of a GenBank genome assembly.
AUGUUUAGUGAUGAAAUUAUAAACAGUGAAAUAAAUCGUAUAAGAGUUGGGAAAUCGUUUCAAGUAAAAUGUCCGGAGAUAGAGACCACGAGUCGAGAAAGUAUCAAGGAUAAAGACCUAUUAAUAUGGAAGCCAUCAAUUGAUAUCCCAGAGGAAAAAUUGGAUGAUUACAUUUCGCAAGCUAAAAACAAAUAUGGAUAUAAUGACGAGCAAGCUUUGGGUAUGUUAUUUUGGCACAAGUACGAUUUGGAAAAGGCGACGAUAGAUUUAUCGAAUUUCACGCCAUUAAGUGAAACCUGGUCAGAUGAAGAAAAAGCUACUUUCGAAGAGGCAUUUAAAAUAUUCGCCAAUAACUUGAACAAAAUACACAAAAGGUUACCUGAAAAAAGCAUUGGAAGCGUUGUAAAGUAUUAUUAUGUAUGGAAAAGCGGACCUGUUGGUUCGAUUUUGGUAAGAAAAAAGAAAAAGAAGACUGGAUCAUCGAAAGCCAAUGGAAGUUCCCCAGAUUCAUCAGGAUCCACUGAGGGUAGUAAACAGCACGAUCAUAGAACUUUAAUAUAA